AUGAUGCUCGCUCUCCUUGCUCUUGCAGGUUCUGCCCUUGCCCUCACUUGCCCGGCUACUCAGAGGGAGGUGCUCGUCGAAAUCUACGAUGCCACUGACGGAGCAAAUUGGAAGACCAAUAAUUGGCUUUCGGGAGACUCUAUUUGCACCUGGACAGGUGUUACGUGUGAGGCCUCGAAUAACUACGUUAUCGCCCUGGAUCUUUCGGACAUGGGCCUUACAGGUACCAUCCCGGAGAACAUCGGCUGCCUUACUUACCUCAAGACCCUUUACUUGAGCAACAACUCAUUGGCUGGUGCCAUCCCAGAGGGUCUGUGCCAAUUGACGAACCUCCAGUACUUGCAGGUCAAUAGUGCCGGUCUGACAGGCGAUAUUCCCGAGUGCAUGUGCGACCUCAUUCACCUAAUGUUCUGGUACAUGAGUGACAACGCUCUCACAGGCUCCAUCCCCACCUGCAUCAAUGAGCUUCAAUUUCUCAAGGAGCUCCACCUAGACUGCAAUCAGCUGUCAGGCACGGUCCCUGUUGGCCUUAUGACGCUCCCCUACCUUAUGGAGCUCUAUCUCAACUGCAACCCUGACCUCACAUGCCCCGAUGCGACUGGAGUGCAGUUCGUCUUCAAGUGCGGAGAUGUCGACUGUGAGAACUGUGGAACCUUGCCACCAACCAACUGUGCCCAGUGCUUUACUGAUCCGGACUGCGGAGAGUACUGCCUCACCCCGCCUUGA
Messenger RNA from Giardia duodenalis, 726 nucleotides. RefSeq names its product Cyst wall protein 1. Bases 1 to 726 code for a protein of 241 amino acids. The record is from RefSeq and is a predicted model, not a curated record. The transcript has a single exon. NCBI's taxonomy places the organism in Eukaryota, Fornicata, Diplomonadida, Hexamitidae. Gene Ontology annotation, molecular function: protein binding.